Molecule: messenger RNA, 2076 nt
Organism: Paracoccidioides brasiliensis Pb18
Exons: 2
Coding region: 1-2076 (691 amino acids)
Source: RefSeq, a predicted model, not a curated record
AUGGAUCGUGACAGAAGAUACGACGAAAGCCGCCGAUUCGGCGACUCCUACCGUCCCUUCCCGCGCGACGACAACCUCUACCCCCGCUCCCCAACCCCAAGAGCUCGCUCUCCGCCACCCCGACCAGCAGCAGACACCUGGGCACCCUCCGACCGCACCAGUGGGAGACCACGCAGCCGCUCCCCGCCAAGCUUCCGACGCCGCUCACGAAGCCCCCCGCCCUUUCGAGGACGAGAUAGAGAUAGAGAUCGAGACAGAGACAGAGACAGAGAUGCAGCGUCCAGUUAUAACCCCAGAGCAAGAAGGUUGUCUCCAGUUCGCGAUAAUAUGCGCCGCAUCUCCCCGCAGAGAUUACAGAGGCGCUCGCGCUCACCACCUCCGUCGCAGAGAUAUACACGGGAAAGAGAAAGAGAAAGAGAAAGAGAAAGAGAAAGAGAAAGGGAGCGGAGUCCGCCCGUUUUAAAACGGAUGAGAGACCCCUCGCCGCUGAACAGUUACCACCCCCGCUCUCCGAAGCGGGAGCGCCUUUCCUCCCCCUUGCCUGCGACGAGAAGCAGGUAUGAACGUCCUCGCUCCCCAGAAUACCCCCGCUCCGCCCCACGCGCUCGUUCGCGCAGCAUAGAUCGAGAUCGAAAUCGAGACAGAGACAUAGACAGAGACAGAUGGGAGCAACGCCACGAGCCUCUCUCCACUGCUGGUGAGCGGUCAUGGCGCCGCAGGUCUCCGUCACCCCGUACGCCGACGGGACAUAACAACUUGGGCCCCGUGUCGGUGACUACGUCGAGACGGUCGUCGCCGCCGUUACAUGUGGGGGUGGGGAAUAUGUCGUCGCGUGCGGGUACUGUGACUAUGGCGCCGUCUCCGGCUAAUUUACCAGCUAGGGUACAGAUGCAGUCACAAAAUGAUGCUAGUUCUGCUGCACCCGCUUCUACAGGUGCUAUGGCACCCUCUCCUUCCCAGGCAAUUAGAUCUCCGCCAUCACGGGCUACUGAACCACCGCGCGCGCCAUCGUCUAGCAGACCAGCUUCACCGCCGAGGGGGCCUAGUAGAGGUGGCCCAUCACCUCGAUUACCUGAUAAACUACCCAGACCGAGUCCUGGAAAUGGAAACGGAAACGGCAACAGCAAUGGGAACAGGAAUGGGAACGAAAGGGGUGAAGCCGCAUGGCAAAAUUCAAAUUUGCAACAACAGCAACAACAGCAGUGGCCAUCUCCGCCAUCACCCGCGCCGCAGAAUGGUACACAGCAGCCACUUCGAAUCCCCAGCGCACCUCAACCCCUCACCAAGCCACAAUCCACUACGCCACCGUUGGCACCUUCAACAGCCCCAGCCCCUGCACCUACACCUACACCUACACCUGCGUCUGCUCCUGCGCCAACACCACCAACAGGCCCUCAAGGCCGCGUGACGAAUCUCGCGCUUCUUUCCGCGCCCACGCGACCAAGGGGUAGUGUCGGGGGUGGUCCGUCGCCGGCUAGUUCAGCCAGGGACAGAGACAGGGACCGGGACAGGGAAAAGGACAGGGACGGGCCCAUAUCCAGGUCUGGCUCCGGAUCUGGAUCCGGGACAUCGAGACACACAUCCCCGCCCAUGGCAGCCCACUACAAAGCACCACCCACGGGCCCACGGGCAAGUUCGUCAAGCUAUGACUCCCACCGGCCCCCGUUUCGGCAUAGCAGUAGCUCUCACUCGCACUCUCAUACCUUCACACCACACCCGCAUACCUACCCGCACUCCCACUCCCACUCCCAAUCCCACACCCACCCUCGUACCCCACACCAACCCCGCACAACAAACCACCUCUCCUCCCUCCCCCCGCUGAUCCCGGGCGGCAAACUGCUUCCCCUGCCGCCGGCGCUGGAUCCGAGUCGGGAAAAGAGGCUGGUGCAGUUGGAGAUGGAUCGGGAGAGGUUGCUGGAGCAGAUUGAGGAGAAGCAGAGGGUUAAGAGGGCUGGGUUGAGAGAGUGGGAGAGGCUUAGGAGGGAAAGUGAGAAUGGGGCGUUGAGGAGUGAGCUUGCUGAGGGGCAUUUGGGGAGGAUGGUUGGGGGGGAGGGGGGAGGGGGAAGGGCGUUUUAG